AUGUGUGAGCGGGUGAGUGAGAGCGCCCUGCACAAAGUGCGCGGCGUGCGGCCUUCCUCCGGGGCCUGGAGCUCAGAGAGAGCCUCCGGCGGCAGAGAGCCUGGAGGUUCCCCGCCCCAGGAUCGCCAGGAUGGGAGCAGCAAUGGGAACCCGCCUCCCCCUCACCUCUCCUCGACCGGGCAACAUCUCUAUAGCCCCGCGCCGCCCCUCUCUCAUACCGGAGUCGCCCAAUACCAGCCACCACCCUCCUUUCCACCUUCCUACCAGCCGCUGACUUAUUCCCAGUGGGCAGACCCCUACUCGCAUCUGGGGGAAGCGAACGCUGCCAUCAACCCCCUGCACCAGCCGGUGCCCGCCGGGGGUCAGCCGCAGGCCUGCCCCGGCCGCCAGAGCCAGGAGGCUGCGGGCUUGCCCUCGCACCACGGACGCCCGGCCUGCCUGCUACCCCAUCUCUCCGGGCUGGACUGCGGAGCUCUGAGCGCCCACAGGGAUGGGCACGCCCUGGACGCAGCGGGGCGGGCGGAGAACCUGGGCCUUCAUGACAUGGGGCAACCCAUGGACGAGGUGCAGAGGGUGGAUGAGCAGCCCCUGCUUCUGCAUGAUCAGACUGGGAUUCGCCAAGGUCCCAUUUCAAUGACCAAGAAUGCCUUGAGUCUCCCCUGUCAGAAGGAGCUGGUGGGACCCCUACUCGCAUCUGGGGGAAGCGAACGCUGUAGGGCCACAGGAAGACUGUCCCUCCUGGGCUCCACGUCCAAAUACAAAGUGACAGUAGCCGAAGUCCAGAGGCGAUUGUCCCCGACUGAGUGCUUAAAUGCCUCAAUCCUGGGAGGUGUUCUCAGAAGAGCCAAGUGUAAAAACGGAGGCCGGUCCUUGCGGGAGAAGCUGCACAAGACUGGGCUGGACCUUCCAGCCGGCAGAGAGAAGGCUGCCCGCGUCACCCUCCUCACGUCCUUGGUAGAAGGGGAGGCCGUUCACUUGGCUCGGGACUUUGGGUCUGCCUGUGAAGCUGAGUUUCCUAGUAAGGCAGUGGCCGAGUACUUAACUAGACCUCACCUCGGAGGACGGAAUGAGAUGGCGGCAAGGAAGAACAUGCUGCUGGCCGCGCAGCAAGUGUGUCAAGAAUUCACGGACCUUCUCCACCGAGACCAAACGCCCAAUGGGAACAACCGGCCGGCCCCGGUCUUAGAGGCGAACAUUCAGAACCACCUGUCUCACUUCAGCCUGAUGACCCACGGGUUUGGCAGCCAGGCCAUCUGUGCCGCCGUGUCUGCCAUGCAGAACUACAUAAAAGAGGCCUUGGUCAUCAUAGAGAAAUCCUCCAUGAAUCCCGGGGACCAGAGUCCAGCAGAUUCCAGCAAGACCUCAGAGAAGAUGGAGAAGCAACGGAAAUGA
Molecule: messenger RNA, 1392 nt
Organism: Myotis davidii
Lineage: Eukaryota; Metazoa; Chordata; Mammalia; Chiroptera; Vespertilionidae
Product: transcription factor AP-2 gamma
Exons: 2
Coding region: 1-1392 (463 amino acids)
Biological process (GO): regulation of cell population proliferation; regulation of transcription by RNA polymerase II; anatomical structure development
Cellular component (GO): nucleus
Molecular function (GO): RNA polymerase II transcription regulatory region sequence-specific DNA binding; DNA-binding transcription factor activity, RNA polymerase II-specific
Source: RefSeq, a predicted model, not a curated record